Molecule: messenger RNA, 541 nt
Organism: Diorhabda carinulata
Lineage: Eukaryota; Metazoa; Arthropoda; Insecta; Coleoptera; Chrysomelidae
Exons: 3
Coding region: 60-482 (140 amino acids)
Source: RefSeq, a predicted model, not a curated record
GAUUUAUAAAAGUAUAAAUUGCAGUUGAAUUCAACAGCAAAUGAACGAAAUUCUUUAACAUGUACACCAAAAUCGCUUUAGCAGCUUUACUUGUAUGUGCUCUGUGCAGCAGAGCCUACGGUAAUUUGAUAUACUGUGAUAAUCUCAAGGAACCUGGUGAGCUCGUUACUUGGAUUUAUGAAAAUGUUCCAGAAGGUACUAACUUAACAGUAAGAGUACCUGAAUAUGAAGAAACAGAAACACCAGUUUCAUGUAUUAUCUUCAAAUCCUCUGCCCUUAAUGUUGAAAUAACAGACGGAGGUCUUGGUAAGAACUUUGUCGAAUUGUACAUCAGUCCAGUAGAGAUGGUCGAGGACAAUCAACUCCAUCGUCGUGACGACGAUCAUCACCAUCAUGACGAUGAUCAUCAUCAUCAUGACGACGACGAUGUUGAUGACAAAAUAUACUAUGAAUUAAGCGUUUACAGACAAAAAGAUCAGUGAAAUAAUGCAUUAAUUGAAAUGUAAUACGUUUUAUGAUAAAUAAAUAAUAUUUGUUGUUA